Messenger RNA from Opisthorchis viverrini, 309 nucleotides. RefSeq lists its product as hypothetical. NCBI's taxonomy places the organism in Eukaryota, Metazoa, Platyhelminthes, Trematoda, Opisthorchiida, Opisthorchiidae. The record is from RefSeq and is a predicted model, not a curated record. The transcript has 2 exons. Bases 1 to 309 code for a protein of 102 amino acids.
AUGACAUUCAAGGAGCUCUAUUCGACUGGUAAUCUGUUUUCGUACCGAAUCUCCUGCAGUGUGGUAGUCGGACUGUUCACCAGGACCUCGUCACCUUCUAGGAACAGUCCGGGGUGCAGACCAUCCGAGCCGGGAUUGAUAUCUUAUGCCGGAUUUCGGUUGCAUUCGGGCCCGCUUAGUACAAACCGUGUACUACUAGCACACUGGUCUAGAUGUUACAGUUUCGAUUACCGGAAAACGGGACAGUGUGGGACAUAUAGCCAAGCCUUGAAGGUAAUAGCACAUCUGGUCAUUUCGGGAACUGGGUAG